Molecule: messenger RNA, 1002 nt
Organism: Pocillopora meandrina
Lineage: Eukaryota; Metazoa; Cnidaria; Anthozoa; Scleractinia; Pocilloporidae
Source: the annotation of a GenBank genome assembly
AAAAAAACAGAAUUCAAAGAGGCUUUCUCGCUCUUUGAUAAGGAUGGAGAUGGCACAAUCACCACCAAGGAACUUGGAACAGUGAUGAGAUCUCUUGGACAGAACCCAACUGAAGCAGAACUUCAGGAUAUGAUUAAUGAAGUAGAUGCAGAUGGUAAGAGUAUUCCUAAAAAUUGUUUGAAAUUGGAUCUCUUGAUUACAAAUAACAAGAAGAGCAAAUUCCAACUUUUUAAAAGGUUAACUGAGAAUUUGCAUGUGUAAACCUAUUUGAGCCAGUACUGUUCUGUUUACCAGAUCACACACAUCACCUUUAUUUCACCUUGGAUUUACAAGAGUAGUUGUAUAGCUAAUUUCUCAGGGAAGGAAAAAAACAGAAAAUAAAUAAAUAUCAAAAAUAAAAUUGUAUAUUAUAUGCUUUCUAAUCAGUUUUGAAUUGCUACUAGAUAAACACAGUGUAGGUAUGAUGUUUACAUUGCUACAUCUUGCUUAGGAGAUCUAAAGAAUUCAACAAAGGUACAUCAUGUUAAGCCAGUAACAAGUAUGUUCAAUAUACUUGUUACUGGUUCAGACAGUUUUUCCUAUGGCAACCUUUCAAAUUCUGAUAUAUUAUGAUUCUAGUGAAAAGAUUAAAGAAGACUAACUUUCCUAAGUUAUUUUGUUAUGUUUCUCUCAGUACUAUUGCAGUUAAAGUUAUUCACCAAAGAAUUUCACAAAUAUGACUGCAUUUUUUCAGGUAAUGGAACAAUUGACUUUCCAGAAUUUCUUACCAUGAUGGCCAAGAAGAUGAGAGAAACUGACAGUGAAGAGGAAAUCAGAGAGGCUUUCCGAGUGUUUGAUAAAGAUGGCAAUGGUUUUAUCAGUGCCUCUGAGUUGCGACAUGUGAUGACAAACCUGGGAGAGAAACUUACAGAUGAAGAAGUUGAUGAGAUGAUUCGAGAAGCAGACAUUGAUGGAGAUGGACAAGUCAAUUAUGAAGGUCAUGGUUUUUCACUUUUUAAAUAG